UUACAAGAUUUUGAAUGGUCUACAGUGAACUUGAUUAGCUACUGAAGCAUGAGCUCACAGCAUGUUUCUACUUUCCUUGCUUUACCUUCAAAAACUCACCUCUGAAUCUGCAAAGCUUCAUCUUACUAAUCACAGGACUUGGAACUGAGAUAACAGAUGUCUUGUACUUGCAACAUGUUCCUUCUUGUGGGUAAAGAACAUCAGAUUCUUACAUCUUGUAUUUAUGAGAUUGUAUCAGUAAUUCAAGUCCAGGGGCACAUGGACUGGACAAUUCUCCCUAACAUUUAAAAACCAGGAAAUCUCCCAAUGGUUGGUGAGUCCACGCGGUGUUCUUAAUACGAAUCCACAAGAACAACAACUUUGGAAACAUGAAUUGCACAUUUGUGGAUUAGUAGCUCAGUUGUCUUUAAAUGGCCUGGCAAUACCAGGAGCUUUCUCUGAAUUGAUGGAAUGUUUAUAAUUAUGCUCUAAGUGCUUCAAGGAAAUUGUUUCCUCUAUUAGGCUAAAACAGUUAUCCACUCAGCCCCAAUGGCAUCAUCGCCUACUCUGAUCAACUGAGAGCGUCCUCACUCCACGUGCAAACGUUGAAGUAACAGCUUCCAGGUGGCAGAGAUUGUGAAGAAGGGCAAUAAAUCAAUAGAUUCUCCACAGAGAGAAUGAGAUGACAACUUGAUCCAGCUCUGGACCAAUUUGAUGUGUUCAGGAAUCUGACCCACUCAGAGGCUCAAGCACUGUCCAUUCCACUGAAAGACUGAAAAAAGACACCCCGAGUACAUUUGAUGGGUUACUGUCCUUGUAGAAGAAUUAAUUCCAAUUCUAAUAAAUCAACUGAUAUGAAAUGAGGACUUCAAGUAGGAACUUUGCAAAGGUGAUGAAAAAUGGCAGGAAGCAGCUUCCGGAAAAUGCAAUCAAUCUCUUUUGAAAUCUGGGUUGAAAAUAUCUUGACUGUGGUGGAAUCUGUAAUUUGCAUUGCCGGUAAACUUCUAAACAUUGUGGCUCCUCUCUUUCGCCUUGGGCCCCAAACAGCAGCUGCGCUACAACCUUUCGCUUGUUGCUGGAAAUUAUCCAAAAUCCUGCAUCUGAGAGGAUAGAUUUCUGACCCAUAGAACCAUUGGGUUUCAUAUAAAUAGAGUCAGAAGGACUCAAUUCUUUCACACAUUUUUGUCCUGUGUUAUAUCCAUCAACUGACUGCAUAAACUGAAAGAACACAAACCACCAAAAUGGGCUUUAAAUGGCACAUUUUAGUUUGUUUCAUCACUGCUAUUUUAGUGGAACAAACCCAUGAGGGACUUAUUAAGAAAGUUAUUAGACAGAAGAGAGACAUUUUGCAGCCAAAAGAAGAAAAUAUCACUUUACCACUUGGAACACAACCUAUAAACUUCAACCACGUCUACAACAUCAACGUUCCUCUUGGCUCCCUUUGUUCAGUGGACUUGGAAUCCCCUGAUGGCAUUGCAAGACCCAAAGCUGACUCCAGUGACCAACACAUAGAGCAGACAGUUGAUGGUGAAAAUCAAAUUGUCUUUACUCAUCGAAUCAACAUCCCACGUCAGGCCUGCGGCUGUGCGGCAGGGCCAGAUAUCCGUGACUUACUCAACAGGCUGGAGACAUUGGAAAAUCAUGUAUCCUUAUUACGUGAUCAGUGUGCUAAUGGAGGAUGCUGUGGAAAUGGUGCACAGCAAGGAAGAGGUCGUAUUGAUGUAAAACCUUUCUGUGGUGCACAUGGAAACUACAGUACAGAUAGCUGCGGCUGUUUAUGUAACCCAGGCUGGAAAGGAGAAAAUUGCACAGAACCUGACUGCCCAGAAAAUUGCAAUGAAAGAGGCACCUGCAUUAAUGGCAAAUGCUUAUGUGAAGAAGGUUUCACCGGUGAAGACUGUAGCAUCGAAGUAAUCUGCCCUAAUGACUGCAGUGAUCAAGGCAGGUGCAUAAAUGGAGUCUGUCAUUGCUUUAGUGGUUACACAGGAGAAGACUGUGGCCAGGAGUUGUGUCGAUUUGACUGUGGUGAUUAUGGAACCUGUAUUAAUGGAGUUUGUGUUUGUGAUGAAGGUUAUACAGGUGAAGAUUGUAAAGUGAAGCUCUGCCCCAACAAUUGCAGCAAUCAAGGUAUUUGUAUUAAAGGACAGUGUGUUUGUGAUGAAGGUUUAACUGGGGAAGACUGUAGUGAACUAGCCUGUCUCAACAACUGCUAUAAUCGUGGCCGCUGUGUGGAUGGAGAGUGCAUCUGUGAUGAAGGUUUUACUGAUCAGGACUGUUCAGAAAUUAUUUGCCCCAAUGAUUGUUAUGACCGUGGACGCUGUAUCGAAGGGGUCUGUUACUGCGAUGAAGGCUUCACUGGUGAAGAUUGCGGGGAGCUUGUCUGUGUAAAUAACUGCAGCAACAAUGGUCUCUGCGUCAAUGGACAAUGUGUCUGCAAUGAAGGCUACACAGGAGAAGACUGUGGUGAAUGGGCUUGCCUGAACAACUGCCACAAUCGUGGAGUCUGUAUCGAUGGGGAGUGCAUCUGCAAUGAAGGUUUCACUGGUGAAGAUUGUGGUGAAGUGGCCUGUCCAAAUAAUUGUAACGAUCGUGGACACUGUGAUGAUGGACACUGUAUAUGUGAUGAAGGCUUCACAGGAGAAGACUGCAGUGAGCUCCUCUGUCCAAACAAUUGCAACAAUAAUGGUCGUUGUGUCAAUGGAGAGUGCAUCUGUAACGAUGGCUACACUGGAGAUGACUGUGGCAAAUUAGCUUGUCCAAACAACUGCAACAACCGAGGACGCUGUGUCAGCGGCCAAUGCAUCUGUGAGGAGAGCUAUUCUGGAGAAGACUGCAGUGAGCUGAUUUGCCCCAAUGACUGCUAUGACCGUGGGCAGUGUGUCAACGGCCAAUGCAUCUGCGACGAAGGUUUCACUGGUGAAGACUGUGGUCAACUGGCCUGUCCGAACAACUGUAACUAUCAUGGCCGCUGUGUCAAUGGUCAGUGUGUCUGUGAUGCUGGUUUUACUGGUGAAGAAUGUGGUGAGGUGGCGUGUCUUAACAACUGUAAUAACCGUGGUCGCUGUGUCAAUGGUCAAUGUGUCUGCGAUCCAAAUUACACUGGUCUAGAUUGUGGAGAUCUGGCCUGCCCUGCAAAUUGCAACAAUCGUGGGAGUUGUGUGAAUGGUCAAUGUGUCUGUGAUGAAGGCUACAUUGAAGAAGAUUGCUCUGCUGUUUCUCCCCCCAGAAAUCUAAAGGUUACUGAAGUGGAUCCUAAAACUGUGGACUUAGAGUGGUAUAAUGAAGUGCGAGUAAAUGAAUAUCUUAUCACCUACGCUCCAACUACCCCUGGUGGUCUACAAUUGGAGAUAAGAGUACCUGGAGACCAAAUGUCAUCCACCAUCCAAGGGCUAGAGCCAGGACUUGAAUAUUUAAUCAACGUUUAUGCUAUCCUUAACAACCAGAAAAGCAUUCCUGUCAGUGCCAGGAUAGCAACACAUCUACCCACACCAGAUGGUCUAAGAUUCACGUCCAUCCGUGAGACCUCUGUAAAUGUGGAGUGGGAACCUUUGGACAUUGAGUUUGAUGGUUGGGAUGUCAUUUUCAAAGCUCCAAAAGAAGAAAAUGGAGAAAUUUCCUCCAGCCUGAAACAGCCUCAGGUAUCAUUUGUACAGACUGGUCUGGCUCCAGGAGAGGAGUAUGAGGUCAGUCUUCAUGCUGUGAAAAAUAAUACCCGUGGCCCAGCAGCUAAGCAAAGACUAACAACAAUGAUUGAUGCACCAAGCCAUGUAGAAGUGAACAAAGUCACAGACUCCACUGCUCAUAUUACCUGGUUCAAGCCAGCUGCCCAAAUUGAAGGAAUUAGCCUGUCCUAUGGGAUUCCAAACAGUGAGAUGACAACUAUUGAACUUCCUGACACAGAGACAGCCUAUUCCAUAGCUGAGCUUCACCCAGAUACCGAAUAUGAAGUUUCUCUGGUUUCUAAUCGAGGGAACAUGAGAAGUGUUCCGGCUGUCAAUACAUUCACCACAGACCUUGAUGCUCCCAAAAACCUCAGAAAUGAGUCUCAAACAGAUGACAGCAUCACCUUGGUGUGGGAGAAUACGAGAGCCACUGUCGAUAAUUACAAGGUUAAAUAUUCACCACUGGCAGGAGGGGAGCACAAGGAAAUCACAGUCGAAAGGAGCAAUCAACCAACCACAAAAAUUAAGAUUCCUGAUCUACAGCCAGGUACUGAGUAUGGUUUUGGAGUUAGUGCCAUUAAAGACUAUCGGGAAAGUGCCCCUGCUACCAUUAAUGUAGCUACAGACUUGGAUAGUCCAAAAGACUUGAAAGUGAUGGAGACAACAGAGAACACAAUUACUCUGAGAUGGAAACGGCCACUGGCAGCAAUAGACCAUUACUACAUCAUCUAUAUCUCAUCCACUGGUGAGAAGAAUGAGGAGAUUGUGGCAGCCGAUGCAGUCUCCUACAUUCUGACUGGGCUUGUCCCUGCAACUGAGUACACCAUUAUUGUUAUAGCACAACGAGGUAAACAGAAGAGCAGUGCUUCCACCACCAGUGCUUCUACAGAAUCCUUUGACAAUACCACCACACAUUCUCCAAUCUCAGGAGCUGCCAAGCCAGAGAAUCUUCUGGUAAAAAACGUAACUUCCAACAGCCUCGAGAUAUCAUGGACAGCACCAAGUGGACUCUUUGAUAGUUUUCUUUUAAUAAUAAAGGAUAUUAAUGGAUCGAGUGUCCCUUUGAAGAUUUCCCUACCAGGUGAUCAGCAUACCACUGAUGUAACAGGGCUGGUAGCUGGCACUGAGUACGAGAUUGAUCUUUAUGGAGUAUUCCAAGGCCACCUCUCGCAACCAUUGAAAGAUAUUGCAAGAACAGAAUCUGAACUUGAAAACUUAAUGGUCUCGGAAGUUACCUCCGGCAGCUUCAAACUCUCUUGGACAGCUGAUGAGUCCUUUCAAAACUUUGUUAUAGAUGUUAAAGACUCUGAUGGGUUAUUCGAACCAUUAACAUAUACAGUACCAGGUGAUCAGUAUUCCAUAGACAUCCCGCAUCUUCAUGCUGCUACUGACUAUGAGAUUUCCAUCUAUGGUAUAAGUCAUGGUCAGCAAACAAAGCCACUAUACACUGAAGCUCAAACAGAAGCUGAGCCUGAAGUGGACAACUUAUCAGUUUCUGAUGUUACCUCAAAUAGCUUCACACUCUCUUGGACAACAGAUGAGAAUGUCUUUGAUUACUUUAGCAUUAGCAUUGGGGAUUCGAGAAAGGAAACUGCACCCCGGGACUACAUCGUGUCAGGGGAACUCCGAACAACUAACAUCACGGACUUACCUGAUGGUACUGAGUUUGAGAUUUCCUUGGUUGGCAUUUCAGAGGGACGAUAUUCGCAGCCAUUAAACACCAUAGCAACCACAGCAUUAGGAGCUCCUAAAUUUCUGCAGUUUACAGAUGUCACCGACACUACAGUGACACUCUGGUGGGACAUUGAGAGUAGCUACAUCACCAGCUUCAAGAUUAUUUAUGUGCCAACUGAUGGAGGUCCAAGUAACACUGUGACAGUCGAUGGCGGAAAGACACAAACUAUACUGAGGAGGCUGACCCCAGCCACUGAAUAUGAAGUCAAAAUCAUUGCUGUUAGAGGGCUUGAUGAGAGUGAAGCGGUUUCCGGCACAGUGCGUACAGCCCUGGACAGUCCCUCAGAAUUGAGAGUUGUGAAAGUCAUGGAUUCUGAAGCCCUGCUGACAUGGAAACCCACAAUUGCUGCAGUAGAUGAAUAUGUGCUCAACGCUCAUACUGAGGGUGCUUCAGCUCUUCAACAGACAAAAAGGGUUUCAGGGAACCAGGUGCAGACUACCCUCUCCUCGCUUUUCCCUGGUACCUUGUACACUGUGUGGAUCAGGGCUGUGAAAGGCAUUAUGGAAAGCUCUGCUGCAUCUACUACUUUUACAACCGCCAUUGAUCCACCCAGAGACCUGAGAGUUGGAGAAAUUACAGCAACCAAUGCCCUUGUUUCUUGGAAACCUCCACAAGCUAAGAUUGAAGGGUACAUUAUGACCGUGGAAUCUGAAGAUGGGAGACCACAGAGAGUUGAGUAUUUCAGAGCUACAGAUACCUCAUACAGCAUGAGCGAACUGGUUCCAUCAAUGAGAUACAUUCUGAGACUCCAGGCCUACACAGGGUCAGAAAGAAGCAAUGUGAUAGAGACCAGUUUCAUAACAGUUGGCUCCUUGUAUCCAUUCCCCAAGGAUUGCUCCCAAACGUUGCUGAAUGGUGAAGCCAUUUCUGGACUUUACACCAUCUUCUUGCGUGGAAAUCGUUCUCAGCCAUUGGAGGUGUACUGCGACAUGACCACUGAUGGAGGCGGUUGGAUGGUUUUUCAGAGACGCCAGAGUGGCAGAGUAGAUUUCUUCAGAAACUGGAAGAAUUACACAAAUGGAUUUGGCAACCCUGCUGAUGAGUUCUGGUUAGGGCUUGAAAAUCUUCACAAGAUUACAUCACAGGGUCAUUACCAACUGCGUGUGGAUUUCCGAGAUGAAGGGGACUCUGCUUAUGCAGUUUAUGACAGGUUCCUUAUCUCUGAUGCCAAAAGUCGAUACAAGCUACAUGUUGGAGGGUACAAUGGAACAGCAGGUGAUUCCCUGUCUUACCACCAAGGUCGGCCAUUCUCCACAAGGGACAGAGACAAUGAUGUGGCUGUGACAAACUGUGCUCUGUCUUACAAGGGAGCCUGGUGGUACAAGAACUGCCACAAAGUAAAUCUGAAUGGGCGAUAUGGAGCUAAAAGCCAUAGCCAGGGUGUUAACUGGUUUCAUUGGAAGGGUCAUGAGCAUUCAAUUGCAUUUGUUGAGAUGAAAUUGAGACCACACAACUUCAGAAACCCACAACAGAGAAAGAAGAGAGCACAGUAACAUCAUUUAAAAACCAAAUCAGCCAUCAACAGUAAAGGUUCAUAAUGUACAAAAAUAUCACUAAUUUAGUUCACAAUUGAGUUACUGUGUAAUAUGAGCCGUGCUAGCAAAGUGUUCUCAUCUUACAUGGGUUUAGCUCCACUCAGUUUAAACACCAAAGAUAAUUUUGACAAUAAUUAACAUAGGUUGUUAUUGCUUUUAGGGUCAUAGCUUUACGUAUGUUGCUUGGAGGCUGGGGGUGGGCUUUAUAUGUACAUCAUUAUACCUACACAGACAUCGGAGUGUAUUAUUUGUGUUUUUGUUCAUCGUGUUGGAGAUAUAUUGCCAUGGCAACACACUGACCAGUUGAUAUUAGAAGGUUAAUGUACAGAAGCUUCGUGUUUAACCAUCAAAUGUAUAAGCAGACUGUUUAAAUGUGGGUGCAGAUUUUUUUUUGUUAAGGUAGAGCACCAGAUUUGUGGUACUUUACUGAAAAGAAGGUAUUGUUUGAAAAAGCACAAAUUGGUUCUUGCCAUUGGUUCGCAAUUUCAGGUACCUUACUUUAAACAAAAAUCAACCAAAUGUUGAUUUUAUUAAAGGAUAGAACAACAGUAAUGUAUAUACCCAAAAUUAGGAGCCCUUUUUAAAGCCACAUUCACAAAGAUUCAUUUGCUCCCUAGAAUAGGACAAGAUUUUUUCAAUAAAUUAACAGUGACACACAUGUUUAAAAAGAGUACAUUAUUAAAUGUAAUUUUGAGUUAUUUUUCCUCGUGGGAAGUUAUGUCUGGAUUGUUUAGAAUAAUCACAACGCAUCUUCCGUUUAUAAAUGGCAUGAUUACUGUGCUGAAAUAAAAGGAAAAAUAAUGAAAUACUUUUAAGGAAUUCUAUUUUCAACGCAAUUGUAAAAUGUAAUAUUUUUGUCUUUCAAAUGUCCACAACCAAAAAUUUUUUUCCUGGUUUAUAUAAUGUCCUAACUCUGGAAACAUAUGAUCACUAGGACCUAAGUUAUACUGUACCACUAAAACCAUAAUAUACAUUUGUAAAAUAAUGAGUGUUUCUCACCUGAAUAAUUUCAGUGUGUGUUUCUGUGUACUCUUAAUUAAAAUAAAGUAAUGGUGUUUUAACAAAUUUA
Messenger RNA from Hemiscyllium ocellatum (epaulette shark), 7980 nucleotides. RefSeq names its product tenascin Cb (gene tncb). The transcript has 29 exons. The record is from RefSeq and is a predicted model, not a curated record. NCBI's taxonomy places the organism in Eukaryota, Metazoa, Chordata, Chondrichthyes, Orectolobiformes, Hemiscylliidae. The coding region runs from base 1221 to 6869 and encodes 1882 amino acids. Gene Ontology annotation, molecular function: protein binding.